Annulohypoxylon maeteangense is the source of this 2584-nucleotide messenger RNA. RefSeq lists its product as uncharacterized. The record is from RefSeq and is a predicted model, not a curated record. Lineage: Eukaryota; Fungi; Ascomycota; Sordariomycetes; Xylariales; Hypoxylaceae. The transcript has a single exon. The coding region runs from base 127 to 2274 and encodes 715 amino acids.
UCUAACAAAUAUCAUGUCCGAUGGACAUUUAUUUUGUCCAUGGUAUUCAUCCUGCCAUUUUUACACCAUAAGCUAAUCAACCUCACAGCAGCUUCUCUACCUAUCUCUUUUCAUAAAUAAUCCAUCAUGCAACCUUUCAUAGGGCAACCUAUGAUAGAGCAGGCUAAUAUGGCAGAGCCUAUAGCACAACCUAUGGCUGGAUAUCAUAUGGUGCCGCAACCAAUGAUUCCGUACGUUGUAGAAGUAGUGACACCACAUUCGACACUACCUAUGAUACUACAAGCUCCGUAUCCCAAUAUCGUAAAGCCAGAUACGCAACACGAGAAGACGUCAGGUCCACCCUACAACCUCGACAGCCAGGACAUGCAAAGCGAACUAAAGCGAGGACCUAUAUCAGGAAGUUGCGCGGUGUCAUGCUUAUUUCAAGCUAUACCUCUACGCCACCUUAGUAUCAUAUUUCGCAGCCUCUCUGAAUAUGGCAAGGUCAUCGAAGAGGGCCCCGACAAGCUUGUGAUCAGGUUCAAGCAUAGGAACCCAGAGUUGAUGCAACAAGUGAUUCGACACGCAUGGGUCACUCAAUACGUGGGUUUCGGAGUGCAGUGCCGUAUGCAUUGUGGUCCACUAAUUCAAUAUAAAACUAUCGAGAUGACACUCGAGCGCGUCACGAAUAUGACCCCCUCUACUUCUGAUUACUCGACACCAGCCGAAAAUACACCCUUGACUAGCGAGGUUUCUACCGAGGAUGGAUAUUUGGACGUUACCGCCAGCGAAAGUGGCGACAAAGGUGGUGAAAAUGGAGAAUAUCACCCUAAUAUCAAUUACGACUAUUUCGGCGAAUAUCAAACGCAGUUCACACGUUGCAAUAUAGUCGUUGGUGUACCUCUGCCGCCUCAACCGGUCUACCCAAUCAACCUGCCUCAGCAGAAUGACGGUGCUUAUGAGAAUCAAGUUACGCAUAUAGGAUGUCAAGGACAUCAGGAAUACCUAGUACAACCAACGCACCAAGGAUACCAAGCGCAUCAAGGACGAGGACAUCAAGGACACCCUGUAUCUACAAAUCACCACCACCACACCCAUGACUACCAAGGCUAUGAAAAGCCCCAAAGAUUCCCGGGUCCACGGAGCCAUGCGCAUCACGGCAACCAUGAAUUCCAAGGCCCUCCGAUGCAUCCGGGUUACCAAGACAACCACGGGUUUCAAGGAUACCCACCAAAUCCGUCGUAUCAGAACACCCAAGUGGGACAGUACAAUCAACAAUUUCAAGGCAAUCCGGCACAACAGUAUCAGCAGGGAAAUCACGGCGGUUGGAACAAUCAAGGCUAUUCAACACCUCAGAGCCGUCAUCAGCACAGCUUCAGUCAAGGAAACGCAGGCUUGUCGACACCUGAAGAUUAUCAUAGAAGAUAUAGGAACCAACGUGGUAAGAGAUUUUCAACGCCCCCGCAUAAUCGGAAUAACCACCACGAUCAGGGUAAUGCAAGCUUUUCGACGCCUCGAGGUCAUCAAUCAAGAUAUACCGACCAACGUAAUGAAAGCUUUUCAACGCCCCGGGGUUAUCAGAAUAACCAUAACGACCAAGGAAAUACGAGUUUUCCGACGCCGCCGGGUUACUACAAUAGCCCGGGCAAUCCAAACUACUCAACGCCUCCGGGCUAUCGAGGGCGUUAUAGCCAACCCAAUGAUUGCUUUUCGACCCCCCGAAGUUACCAGGGAGGAUAUGAUAACCAAUGUAACGAAGAGGUUUCGAGCCCUCGAAGUUAUCAAGGCAAUCCAGGCCCUUUCCAGAUUCGUGGUCACCAUACUUACUCUAGCCCGCGCAAUGAAGGGGUCUCAAGUCCUCGAGGCUGCCAGAAUAACCGCUCCGGUCAAAGUAAUAUCAGUGUUGCAAUACCCCUAGCCUACCAGAAGAAGAACGAUAAUAAAUUCAACAAAGACAACUCGACACCCCAGAAACGUCAAGAGAAGAGCAAAAACCAAGGCAGCGACAACCAAGCAGCACCUCAGGAGAAGAUGAAGCGCAAGAAUCAAGUCGGCGAAGGCACGAACAAGCCUCGAAACAGACGGAUGAACCGCAGGGCUGGCUACCGGGGUAAUCGCGGCCGCGGAGGCGGGAAUGAGAGUGGCGUGCAGAAUCCGGGUUUGGCUGCAGGCGUGGCUGCGGAUACGGGUGUUAGUCUACCUGGCGGAGUCGCGCGAGAAACUAAGAGAUCUCGUGAGCACGUUGAGGAAGAUGAGGUGGUUGGGAAGGCUGAUGGGGAUAAGAAAUCGCGAUGAGGGGGUUCUAGGUUAUCAGUGAUGCACGGAGUAAGGAGCUGCGUGCUAGGUAUAUGGGAGGUAACUUGGCCUAUAUAGCUCGAGGUUACGGGUUUGGUCAGGGUUACCGGACAUCCGUUGUUCUUGAUGGUUGGACCUGAUUGACUACCCACGAUACUUAUAGGUGCCUGCCCAUCUAGUACCCACUAGGAUAACGAUUUGAUUUGAUUUGGAUUAAGGCAACUGAGUCGUGAUGUCGGUGGCUUCCGUAGCGUUUGUGAUUUUCGUAAUACCAAUGCAGAUGAUAGGGGUAAAGAUUGGCAACGGCUGG